Molecule: messenger RNA, 1104 nt
Organism: Ambispora leptoticha
Lineage: Eukaryota; Fungi; Glomeromycota; Glomeromycetes; Archaeosporales; Ambisporaceae
Source: the annotation of a GenBank genome assembly
AUGACAGCACUAACAAACAAUAAUUACUUGAUGUUGCCAUCGAUGUAUAUUGGUGGUUCGGACUCUCUCGAAAGUUUGAAUUGUGCAUUGAACACCAGUAGUCACUAUGACCCUGCAGAAAUGAGUGAAACUACAACAUACAUCAAAUCAGAAUUUCCCCCUUAUUACAAUAGCAGCAGCAAUAACAGCAACAAUUGCAGUCUCGCUAAUCAGAAACCUCAGCUCUUAGUUGACACAGCAGGCGAUGAGAAUUGUUGCUCGAUUUCUUUGCCUUCGCUUACCUCUUCUGGCCAAUCUUCUCCACAACAGAUUCCGACCUUAAUUUACUCGCAACAGAUCCCGUUUGCCGAAUUUAAUAGAAAUGCGAAUAACCAUCAUGAUGAUGACAAUAACAAUGGUGGAAAUAAUGGCAAUAAUAUUCACGUUAAAACUGAGGAAUUUCAAUUGGAUCAAUUUGCUGUAGACUCAGUCUCAAGCUGUGGAUCAUCUCCGAUCAACCAGGUAUGCGAAAAUGACGAUACUACAAGUGAAAGUAGUUAUGGUGCUCAAACAUCUCCGAUAUUGGGUGAAGAACUCUUUUUAUCCGAGAAUUAUCUCUACUUAUGCCCGAGACCUGGGAGCAAUAACAAUAGUAACGUGAAUCACAAUCAAAACAGUAGCUCGAAUACAUUGAAUCAUCAAGAACAAAUGAGAUUCAUCAUUUAUGAACCGGUGAAUGAAGGACACAAUAAUCACAAUCACAAUAAUGGAAAUUGCUCAAAUACUAAUGGUGGACAAUCUUCAAUUUCAUUAAAUUUCGAUUAUUUACCAUCACCACAACACCAACAAAAUAACAUUUUACCAGCAGGCACCUCAUUAAAUCCUCCACAAAUUCAACAAAUUACGCAACAAGCACCGCUUCUUCAUCAUCACCCUCAUAUACAUGAUCUUCAACGACACAUCCGAGUACAUACAGGUGUCAAACCUUAUCAAUGCCCAUGCUGCCGUAAAGCUUUUGCUCGCACUGAUGCACUACGUCGCCAUUUCAAAGUGGAAGUGACAUGUGGACAGAGCGAAGCUGUACAAAAUAUGAAGACACGCAGAAGAUAUUCUGAGAUGCAAUAA